Molecule: messenger RNA, 447 nt
Organism: Helobdella robusta
Lineage: Eukaryota; Metazoa; Annelida; Clitellata; Rhynchobdellida; Glossiphoniidae
Exons: 3
Biological process (GO): regulation of translational initiation
Cellular component (GO): cytoplasm
Source: RefSeq, a predicted model, not a curated record
AGUGAAUUACUUGUCUCAGAGCUGCCUCCUAUCUACGACGGUCGGAUUAUUACAGACAGAAAGAGUGAAUUUCAAGGGCAUUUGGCGCCAGUUUAUCAUAUAAAACAAGUGCACAUGGUGGUGAAUAAGCUGAAGGAAAAUAAAAAAAUAGCAGACGCCACCCAUAACAUCAUAGCCUACAGGAUUGACUCGGAUAUUGGUGGGAAAAACUCCGGCUCAUAUGACGACGGUGAACACCAUGCUGGCAACAGAAUGCUCCAUCUAUUAGAACAAAUGGAUGCCAAAAACGUCUUGGUUGUUGUUUCGAGAUGGUACGGCGGCAUUCAUUUAGGACCCGACCGUUUCAGGCACAUCAAUGCCUGCACGAAGGACUUGCUGGAAGAACACGGAUACAUGCGACAGAAAGUUGUCCUAAUUACUUUUAUAAUUAUUAUUAAUUACUUUUAG